AACGAGGUCACGAAUCACGAUUGGGUUUGAACUUUGCGAUCAACAGGCUUCACCAAUCAUACAUUACUCUUCUUCUCUCUUUCUCAAGGCACAUAAUCUAGUAAUCUCAAAGACAAAUGGCAUCCAACGGAGAACACCGCCACGACCCAGAAGAAAUCGCCGCCGCCGCCGCCACUUCCGACGAGCUUCCGGUGGUCAUCCUCAACCGCCUCCCGCAAUUCGACCUCUCCUUGUUUCCCAGCCUCAAGACCCGUUUCCGCUUCCUCGACCCGCUCGACCCUUCCUUCUCCCCCUCCCAGGCCCAAUCCGUCCGGGUCCUCCUCUGCCUGGGUCCGUCACCGGUCUCCUCCGAGACGCUGAGCCGGUUCCCUUCCCUGGAGUGCGUGGUGGGCUCCAGCACCGGCAUGGACCACGUCGACCUCGCGGAGUGCCGCCGCCGCGGCCUGAGGGUCACCAAUGCCGGCGACGUCUUCGCGGACGAUGCCGCCGAUUAUGCCGUCGCCCUCCUGAUUGACGUUCUCCGCCGGGUCUCCGCUGCCGAUCGGUACGUGCGCGCCGGGGACUGGCCCGUCAAAGGGGAAUAUCCCCUUGGUUCCAAGGUAGGGAGCAAGCGCGUCGGGAUUGUGGGACUGGGAAACAUAGGCUUCAGGAUCGCGACAAGGCUGGAGGCCUUCGGCUGCAGCAUUGCCUACAACUCCAGGACGAAGAAGCCACACAUUUCAUAUCCGUACUAUGACCGUGUCAAGGACCUCUCGGCAAACAGUGAUGCCCUGAUCAUUUGCUGUGCAUUGACAGACGAAACCCACCACAUGAUCAACAAGGAUGUCAUGACCGCGCUCGGAAAGGAAGGCGUGAUCGUGAAUGUCGGGCGUGGGUCCCUAAUCGACGAGAAGGAACUAGUGCGGUUUCUGGCUCGAGGCGAGCUCGGAGGUGCCGGCCUCGAUGUGUUCGAGGAUGAACCUGUUGUGCCAAAAGAACUGUUUGAAUUGGACAAUGUUGUGAUCUCUCCACAUAGAGCUGUCACAACCCCAGAAGGCUUAGGGGCAUUGGAAGAGACAGUUGCGGCCAACAUAGAAGCUUUCUUUGCAAAUAAGCCUUUGCGGGCAGUGAUGGAGCUUCAGUGAGAAGUGAUGAUAUCACUACACUUGUGAUCUGUCCACGAAAGGUUUAGCAUUGCAAGCUCGUCGAAUAAUUAAUUCAUAAAGAGAAGAAGUGAUGAUAUCAUUAUAUCUGUAAUCUGUCAAUGAAAGCUUCAACAUUGCAACCUUGUCGAAUAAUUAAUCCGUAAAUGUUUUAAUUGUGGAUUUC
Messenger RNA from Diospyros lotus (date-plum), 1308 nucleotides. Its product is annotated as glyoxylate/hydroxypyruvate reductase HPR3-like. Bases 117 to 1124 code for a protein of 335 amino acids. Gene Ontology annotation, molecular function: glyoxylate reductase (NADPH) activity; NAD binding; hydroxypyruvate reductase [NAD(P)H] activity. Gene Ontology annotation, cellular component: cytosol. NCBI's taxonomy places the organism in Eukaryota, Viridiplantae, Streptophyta, Magnoliopsida, Ericales, Ebenaceae. The transcript is spliced from 2 exons. The record is from RefSeq and is a predicted model, not a curated record.